Patiria miniata (bat star) is the source of this 4361-nucleotide messenger RNA. RefSeq names its product 14-3-3 protein beta/alpha-B-like. Gene Ontology annotation, biological process: signal transduction. Bases 161 to 931 code for a protein of 256 amino acids. NCBI's taxonomy places the organism in Eukaryota, Metazoa, Echinodermata, Asteroidea, Valvatida, Asterinidae. The record is from RefSeq and is a predicted model, not a curated record. Gene Ontology annotation, cellular component: cytoplasm. The transcript has 5 exons.
UGCUGCUUAUUUCAGUGUUAGUGGGCUGGACUGUAGUAGUAGCCGCCAUUUUGUGAUCAGGAACUGAUCGUCCCUUUUCGGAGAAAUUGAAUGAGUUUGUAGACUUGUAGUGAUCGUAUCCUUUCCUCCGUAAUUUGUCUGUUUUUCAGUCAUUUUCACGAUGUCUAGUGACGGAGAAAGUAAAAAGGAGCAGCUGGUACAGCGUGCGAAGCUUGCCGAGCAGGCAGAGCGGUACGAUGACAUGGCGGCAGCCAUGAAAAGUGUGACAGAAACUUUAGAUAUAAAGUCGCCCAAUCCGACCGGUCUAUCCAACGAGGAACGGAAUCUGCUGUCUGUUGCUUACAAGAAUGUCGUCGGUGCUCGGCGUUCGUCCUGGAGGGUCAUCAGCAGUAUCGAGCAGAAGUCCGAGGGCAGUGACAGGAAGCAACAAAUGGCAAAGGAGUACCGUGAAAAGAUCGAGGGCGAAUUAAACGAGAUUUGUAACGAUGUCCUGCACUUGCUAGAUUCAAUUCUUCUGAAGUCGGAGUCGAUGGAAAAAGAGAGUAAAGUAUUUUACCUGAAAAUGAAAGGCGAUUACUACCGGUACCUAGCAGAGGUCGCGAGCGAGAGUGCAAAACAAGACACGAAGGACCACUCGAAAAAGGCCUAUCAGGAAGCAUCCGAUUUAAGUGACGGAGGCUUGCCGCCAACGCACCCCAUCCGUCUUGGACUGGCGCUCAACUUCUCAGUAUUUUAUUACGAAAUUGUCAACGAUCCGAAAGCGGCGUGCGAACUCGCGAAAAAAGCCUUUGACCUAGCGAUUGCUGAACUUGACACCUUAAAGGAGGAUUCCUACAAAGACAGCACACUCAUCAUGCAGCUGUUAAGAGACAACCUCACGUUGUGGACGUCAGAUGGUAAUGACGAAGAUGACCAAGUGGAAGCUGAUUAACUUUCCCGUUUCAAGCAACAGUAGUGUGUUAGUGCCCACAAAUGUUUUUUGCUCAUGCUCAGAAUGUAGUCUCCGAUUCUCCAAUUACCUAUAAAAGCACAAAUGAUCAAUAUACAACAAAAAAACGCAAAAGUGUUCCUUUCAUUGUUUUGGUUUUUCCCCUCCGCGUCAGUUUCUCUAUAUUCGACCAGGAAACUGUGUCUUGUGUAUCACUAUAGGUGUGAGCUUGUGUUGAUCAUCUAAAAAAGAUUUUGAAAAAGAUAAAAAAAAAAAAGCCAUAGUCUUAGGUUUUUUUUUUUAACCAUCUUGAUUUGUUAAGGGUGAACCAUUAAAAUGCCAAGAGUAAUGGUGUAACCUUUCAAGUAAAAAUGUCUAAAUGUUUACGAGAAAGGCGAUUGACAUUACCGUGUCAUUUCGGGCUAUGUUGCACCAUAUGCUCAAACAAUCACAGCAAAAAAUCUAUGGAACCAGUGGGUGCUAGUGAACUUGUUGAAACGCAUGUUAAGGCACAGGAACCAACUUGAAAGAACAGGAGUGGUAUUUUUGGAACUUGGCAAUAGUGCCGGAACCUUUUCAAGAAUAUAGGUUCUUUACUGCCAUGCAGACAACAGUUAAUGAGAUGAAAAAAAAACACAUCUUGCUUCCACAUGGUUCUUCGCAUUGUUUCGGCAUCACAAUACGGCACUUUUCCUCGUCGAAUUUUCAAAUUUCCACUGAUCUGUGUGUUUUUCCCUAACAUUUAAACAACUAAAAGUUAACUCUGCUACCAAAUUAAAAGAGAGUCGCGGUGCCCUGUUUUAUGCCUGAACACGUGGGCUCGAAUGAAAAUCAUAUAUGGUGGUAUUUACUUAAUUUAAAAUCGUAGUGUGUAUGUAGUGCAUAUUUUACCCAAGCAAAAGCCUAACACGACUAAGAUGAGUUCAUAGUGUAGUUUGUCAUGGUUAACAUCCUGCUACAUGUCAACCAAAGAACGUUAAAGCAUUUUGCUGACGACAGUCAACCACAGGAAUGUUUGUUUCCGUGUGGGUCGCUCGGAGGACCAGCUUGAAGAUAAUUCUUCGGAGCACUGAUACUACGCUUGCUUUCAAAACGCUAAAAAAAAAAAAAAAAUCUUGGUCUAGUAAAACAGGCUUCAUAUGUAUUGUAUUGAGGAAAAAAAAAAUUACCAAUGUGUUUAAACUAUGUAGCCAUAAACAAAUUGAAAUGAUAUUCUUACUGAUAUGGAGAUAUACAGUAGUGUUUCAUGUUCAAAAUGGCUUGGUGUUCAUGUAUACUAGUGCUAGAUAUGUAGUGACUGAAUUGUACUAUUGUUAUAAAUUGUCUACUUCUAUUAUACUAGCUAUCAUUUUAAAGCUAAGAGAGGGGGAAAAAAAUCAGCUACAAACGGUUUUGAGCUAAAGUCAAGAUAUUUGAGGGGAUUUCUUGCGUCCAACCUGAUGAAGCUGCUUCACGUAAUAUGGUGUGGUUAGCGAACGAAUUUACGGGUGUAACUGUUAAAGCGAUCUGGGGAAUUCCCUCCGUGUUGCAUUGACGGUUGCAUGUUCUGUUGUGUCAUGUUUUCCUUGUGUUUUUUGUGACAUUUGUUUUUGUUGAGUUUCGUUACAUUCUGUCGGUUGGUUCUGGAUCCAUAAUACAAGCGCGAUCACUUUUUUCGGCCGGGAUGGUAGCUCAUGUGAUAGUUAUUGUGCCGAGUUUAUGUAUUUGACAAAAAAGAAAGAAAAAGAUUUGGCUUGAAACCAUGGUGCACAAUUUUGGUACGCACUUUUACCUUUAAAGAAAACCUGUCCGAAAGAAGGUUGUGAAACUUUACUGGUCACUUUUGGUUCAACUCUAAUCCCAAAUUAUUUUUUAAACGACAUGCAUGUUAAGAAAGCUCUCUCCGAUUGACCUGUUACUUUCAACAUCGCUGUCUCUAAGUUGUCGUGUGAGAACAUUCAAGGCAGUUGCAAUGAAACUGAAAUCAGUCAGUUCAAUUUGGCUCUAACAUUCUACAGUUUGCACAGAUAUUUCCUCCGCCUACCGACCGUUUUCCAGGUUUUAAUCUGCUUUAUACUUCUUCGAUCAAUUCGUAGCGUGUUUUCCCCACAUUUCUGAAUUUCUACAACCAUUGUAAAACUAAUCAUUUGCAUUUAAAGUGGGCAGAGUAGCUCUGCACAUGUUUUAUACAGUUCAUUCAUUCUGCCUUGCAGACAAAUUUUGUUUUUGUUUUUUAAGGUACCUGUAAGUGAUAGAUGUUUAAGUGAUGAGUUCAUGUUAGUAUCGGUUGUAUUUAAAUUCUUAAUUUGCUGUCAGAAAACGGGAAUCGAAAGAUCUUGAUCAUACAGAUGAAAGGCUUGCAACCAAAGGGCCAAGAAAAUUGUGCAUAACUUUGAAUAAAGCUGAAAUGUUUUUGUCAUUUUUUUUUUUUCAUUUUAUUUCAUUUUUUUUUUUGGAUAAAUGGAAGUUAUAUGGUCUGGAAUAUAUGUACCAUUGUUACUACCAAACACUGUCCGUAGUAGAAGUAGUUUUGAUGUACCAUUCAUCCUAAUUAAGCUAUAAUAUAAUAUGACGUUAAAUCACAUGUACAUGUAUAACGUGAACUCAUGCGGGAUUUAAAGGUAAAAACGUCUAUCGGCGGUUUCAAAUUUGUCUUGAAAUUUGUAGGUCAUUGCGGUGCCAAUUUUGAAAAGAAAAAAAGUCUGCCGAAUCAAAAAAAAAAAAUCUUGUUUUUCUGAGAUUUCCCACCAAUGUGUGUGUUGGUACAUGUCUGUAGCAAACUACAUGUAUAAUCUUGUUGCCAAGAAGUUGCCGUAAAUUGUUUGAAACUAUCGCAAGGAAUAUUCUGGAGAUGUCAAAGUACAUUGCGUGUACAUUUAAUAAGAACUGAUUGGCAUUUUUAUAGACGUGACCGACCCAUUAAGCCACGCCCCAUUGUGCUUUGACCAAUCACAGCCGUGGUUGAUGCGCGUGCACGUGCGUAUGACGCACGUGUUGUACUGUUGUUGCCCACGUGCGCAGUGGGCGGGGCCAAGUGGAUCGGUCGUUCCUCGGCCUCCCCUAUGCUGUUGCGUUUUUCGAUUAGAAAAAGACAGACUAAUCGAAUAUUUUCAGACCAAUCAAUGUGAUUCAGUGUGUCAAUAAACGGGACAUGAACCCAGAAUUGUUACUUCUCAAUCAGACACCAAGAAUUUGUAUUCCUGGGUAGAUAAACUCAAGUACAUGUAUAACUAAAAGCAGCGAUAAAAUAAUUUUGUUUUUUAUUGACGUUUCAUGUCUGGCAUUAAAUUACACCGUAACUCAUUGGAAUGCCUUCUUAACUCCUAUAAAUCUGCAUGAAUGUUCAAAGCUGUGUGGACUUCUGGUCUGUAAAUUGUUUCAAUUGGUUCAUUAAUAACACCCGUAGACUGAAUGGACUUAAACGGAUAAAGACAUUGGUGUAUCCAUACAUUCA